AUGAUUGGCCUCAAAGCGAUGAUGAAUAUCAUUGACAACUCCGGUGCCGUCCUCGCCGAGUGUGUCCACGUCCUCAAAUUCAAGACCAGACACGGCCAUGCUCGUGUUGGCGACACCGUCGUUUGCGUCGUUCAACGUGCUCGACCUAUACCGAUUAUCACUGGUCCAGCUGGUCCUCAAACUGCGUCGAUUCAAGCACCAAAAGUCCGCAAGGGUGAGGUCAGAAGAGCCGUUGUUGUUCGUACAAAGAAGGAGGAAGUGAGGCCUGACGGGAGCAUUGUGCGCUUUGAUGACAAUGCGGCGGUGUUGAUUGACAAGAAGGGAGAGAUGAUUGGAACACGAAUAGGAGGGGUUGUUAGUGCGGACCUGCGCAGAAGAGGAUGGGGGAAAAUCGCAUCAUUAGCGCCUAAGGUCAUAUAG
Molecule: messenger RNA, 420 nt
Organism: Dacryopinax primogenitus
Lineage: Eukaryota; Fungi; Basidiomycota; Dacrymycetes; Dacrymycetales; Dacrymycetaceae
Product: 50S ribosomal protein L14
Exons: 3
Coding region: 1-420 (139 amino acids)
Biological process (GO): translation
Cellular component (GO): ribosome; mitochondrial large ribosomal subunit
Molecular function (GO): large ribosomal subunit rRNA binding; structural constituent of ribosome
Source: RefSeq, a predicted model, not a curated record